Plasmodium knowlesi strain H is the source of this 27522-nucleotide messenger RNA. Its product is annotated as ubiquitin transferase, putative. Gene Ontology annotation, molecular function: ubiquitin-protein transferase activity; protein binding. Lineage: Eukaryota; Apicomplexa; Aconoidasida; Haemosporida; Plasmodiidae. The transcript has a single exon. The coding region runs from base 1 to 27522 and encodes 9173 amino acids. The record is from RefSeq and is a predicted model, not a curated record.
AUGAAUGAAUUAUAUUCGUUGUGCGAAGAUAUAGGAGAAAAGGACAAAAUUUUUAUUUCGGAAAAAUUAAGGAGUAUCCUUGACCAAUUUCAGAACAGAAAUAAAUGUUACGUUUCUGAGUUCGUCGUCCUAAGCAGAACCAGAUUUUUUAAAUCCAUUAGCAACUAUGGGGAAUUCCUUCUGCUGCAGUCAUCAUCCCGGGUGAUAGGUAAUUACGAAAAUAUUCUGCGUUUGUUACAUAAAGCAAAGGUCUACUUAGAAUUCGUCAGAUGUCUAAAAUUUAGUGAUUAUAACCACAGUAAGAACAAGAAGUGCGAAGAGGAUAUUUUAAAGUUCAUUAAUUAUUUAGAGUCAAAGAAGAGGAAAUAUUACCAUCACAUAUGUGGAACACUGAUCAAAUUCAUCAUUACGUCUCUCAAAAAAAGUGACACUCCUGCAGAUAACAAAGCGGACAUUGUCAAAGUGGAGAAGCAAUCCAAUUUGGACAAUUGCGAAAAAAGCAGCAUUCAAAAUGACGAAAAGGUUCAUGAUGCUACAAUAAGUGAAACGCUCAAAUUGAAGGAUAACGCAGAUGCGUGGGACAAAGAAUGUAUUGACGAAAAAUGUGUGAUCGAGCCUUUUGACGAAUUGGAGGAAUAUGGAGAUUACCUUUACAACGUUCUGAAUCAGAUGGAUAGUACAUCAUGGAAGGAUAAAAAAUAUGAGGAGUUUUUAAAAAUGAUUAGUCUGAAUGAUGCCAUCAUAAAUGAUGAAAAUGAGAAGGCAAAGAAUUCAGAAAGUAGAAGCUUCACAAACAUUUCAAAGGUGACAAACAACAUUAUUUUGUUGCCGAAGUAUUUGGAAAACGUAAGAAAUUCUAUAUAUAAUCAUCAGAAUAAAUCAAUCUCGGAGGUGAAGUCCAUGAUUGAGCAUGCCAUGAGUGAUAACAUAAAGGCUCCUUUGUUUAAAACGGGGAAAAUAAUAAGUGAAAUGCUUCCCUCUCCGGAUUAUGAAAAGUAUUGCUCUAACACAAAAUCGGAUUUUCUAAACAAACUGGAUGAUACAUCCAUAGUGCAGGACAUGGUGUUCAAAAUUUUCAACCUAAAUAAGAAUCAGUCAAGUAGUAGCGCAGCGGUUGUCUCAUCAAAUGUUUACAGCGUGAACAAUUACGACAUUUUUAAAAUUAUAUUAAAAGGGAUAAACUCUCUUAAAAAUGAAAACGAAGAGAUAUACCUGUUUCUUAGACAACUGCUUAACAAAAGUAAGAAGAACUACUCCCACAUGUGCAGCAAAGAAGCACCAUAUAACCAUUUCAACCCAGGUGAUAAAUUGAAUUACUCCUUCCUGCCAUUGCACUUGUACAAUAAUACUAGUGACAUUUGCACGGAGAUAUUAAAAUAUGCCAUUUGUAAUAAAGACUUGGUGUUCACGCUGAAGAUAGUGGACACCUUUUUAACCAUAGCGGUGUAUGAGAACUCGCUAAAAUAUUUGGUGCAUUUUUUGAACACCCUCGCGGAGUAUAUUAUUAUCCCCUACCUGCGAUGUGAAAUAAGGUCUUGUUACAAGAAGGUUGAUAAUGAUCGAGACCUCCUCAUUGGCAACAAGUCGGAGGAAAAGAAAAAGGAUAGCACCGUAGUAGGUGUAGAACAUAGUAACAAGGAAUUUUGUUCCAGUUACACAGACUUCAACAAGCUAAUGUGCAAAUUUCCGUUGCACGAAUAUGAAUCGCUGAAGCUGUUGGAACUCUUUUCCCUACAGUAUCCUAUGUUUUUAAAAAUAAACAAUAAUCCACAGAGGUGCCUGAAAGAUAUUGCCAAGCCAUGUGAAUAUUCGAGUAACGUUUUGCCCACCUAUGGAUCGUACAUAUUUCAAGUGGCAGUCUCCUUCGAAAUUGACAAUUCGAUAAAGGUGUUGGAUGAACUUGGUUCAAAGUGUAAGAUAACAUUUCAGCUUGUGGAAGACGAGGGGUGUGAAAAAGAGAGCACAGACGGAAGUUCAGAGGAAAACGUGAGUAAACAAAAAGAAUACAACUUUUUGGAGAUUAAUUUUCAGCAGAAUCACAUGUACACCAAAUUGAUCAAGUCAUCUGGUGCUGAAUCAUUCGCGAAGGAAAAGGAAGAAAAUGAAAAGGAGACUUAUGAUAAAUCGAGUAAAAUAUCAAAUGGAGGGCAUAACGAGCAGGGUGCUUACCACACUGGUAGUAUCAAUAACAGUGAAGUAAGCAAUCAUGAGAGGGGCAAGAGCCAGAUUAAGAAUGCGAAUAAACUGAUCAAUGUGUACGACAUUACGAACAUGAACACCAUCAUAUUUGACAUAUUGAUUGAUCAAGGGUGUUACAGUAAUGAUGGGGGUACUUGCGAUUUUCAAAGCGACCAUGGGAAAAUAGUAAUAUAUUCCAAUGGAAGGCAUUUACUAACAACAAGUAUAAGAAAGAAGAACUCCCCGUUGGAUAACAACAUACUAAUAAAUAACAAUAUAAAGCUCAAGGUGUACACUUCACGAACGUGCGUCUUUGACUUUCCAAAGGAUUGUGUCUGGUCUUCUGCAUUCGUGGAUGAAUUAGUAAACAGAAAAUUAAUCCCAAACAUCAAUCGAAACUUUCUCCUCAGAAACCCGCUUAACAUAGUGGAACUGUACAAUAAGGUGUCCAUUGCGUUGAAUCGUUACAUGUAUCGCUUUUGCGAAUGGAAUGACGACGACUAUAGGAAGAUAAUGGAAAAGGAAACCUCAUACACCUUAUACAAGAACAUUGAUAUUCACACCUUUGAGACACUAAUUAAGUGUACGGAAAAUAAUAAUAAAAUAUUGAGGAAGCUGUUCAAAUUGGCUAAAGGUUGUGCAUUUCCUGGGGGGGAACUUGUCCCUGAUGAGAAUAAUGGCAGGAACGAGGUUUACCCGAUCCAUCAGGCAACUCAUUGCACAAGUGAAGCAAAGGAUAAUGUCGGAAUGUAUAGAGAGUACCUGUACGAAUGGAACCAAACAUGCGAUUCACAGAUCUGUGCCUUGAGCAUCUUAAAGUUAUAUCUGAAAAACAACAUGCAAGUGCAAAAUAGCAGGAUAGAAAAUAACGAGAACUUUUACUCUCUAUCGGAAAGAUUGAUUACGUCAUUUUUGAAAAUUAUUAAACUGAAGAGUCCAUUUAUAGGGAGGGAUGAUUACUGCGUAAGGGAAUGCUACGAAAUGGAGGAGUUGGACCUGAAUGGGAGUUUAUGGCUACUCAGAAGAAAUGUCUUUCAGAUACUACUAGAGGCGGAUAAAAUAAUUAUAAGCAACGUUUUUAUGAGGAUUCAUAUAGAAACAAUCUCAAAAUUGCUCAAGUUCUUUUCUGAUAAUAACAGCCUUGAUUCGCAGAUAAUACUCAAGGUGUUAAAAUCUCUGGAACACAAGGGCAUUUUGGAAAUAAUGAUGAAAAGGAUGUUAAGUGUACCUUAUCACAACUGUUCAAGCGUUUCUUAUAAAAAAAUGAACUUAAGCACAACUGGUCAUUAUGUAAAUACUACGAAUAUGAACUCGUGCACAUCCUCAUCAGCGUCGUCUAAUUCGACCAUCUACAACGCGAAUGUGGACAACAUAAAUGAUGGGAAUGGAAAUAGAAGUAGGGGAGAAAAACGAAAGAAGAGAAAGUAUUACGAAGAAAAUAAACACGAAAUUGAGAGAUAUGAGAAGAGAAAAAAGAACACCAAGAGUAGGAUCAUAGAAUCUACACACUUUGGAAUAUUCGUCGAAGAGCUAAUUUCUCUUAUAAAUCAUCAAACGAAUGAUGCAAUAAAUGUACCCGUUGUACAGUACAACGAAGAGAGUGAUUUUUUGAUGGAGAAUAAAGCGUGCAACAUUAUUCACAAGUUGUGUUCUUUCUAUGAAGAUGAAUGGAGAAAUGAAAGCUGUGCGAAUUCUGGUUACCUUGAUUUUUGUGUAAAAAUAUUGAAUCGGAUGAAGCACAAGAACAAUCAUGUGAGCAGUGCUAGUGAAGUGGCCUCUAUUUUUUUGCGGGGAAUUGUGCUGAUGCUGACGACUUACAUAUUGACCAUAGCAACUGAAUAUGAAAGUGCGAAAACGUUUUUAUACCAGCCGGUCAUUCCGUUCUAUAAUGCGUAUGAUGAAAUGGCUAAGGAGGGGGAAGCUGAUGAUAGGAAGCAUAACUCCACGAUUCCGUUCAGGAAUGCAAAAUGGGCUGAAGGAGAAAUGGAGCAGGUGGAAGACUUGGGGGGGGAUACCAGCGAAGCGGGUGAAGAGGACGAAUCAGUAGACGAAUCGGUUCGCAGGGACAUGUUGACAAAUGGAUCCAACAUAUCAUCCGCCUUGAAGAACCAAUUAUUUGACACGUUGAACAAUGAGGUGGAAGAUAGAAGCAGCUGUAACAGUAAGUAUUCCAGUUUCCUUAGCCGCAGAUCAUCACUAGACAUGGAGAAUAAGCAUUUCUUAAUGUAUGCCAAGUGUGAUAGAAAGAAAAAGUCGUGGAUUCCACUGGUAAGUAGCCCCAAACAUGGUCUACUGGAUGAUGUCAUAUCCCAUUCGGACGAUUCAGGGUCGCACAUAUAUAUAAACAAAAAUGACCUUUCCGACUUCAUUCAAACCAGUUUGGAGAGCAUAAAUGGUGAUAAUGUGGAUGCCAGGAGAAAUCAGAGGAAUUCCGUCGAAUCUCAUAAUAGCAAGAGUAGAUCCACGCGUCUAUCUGAGUAUUACUACAAUUCGGACGAAUCUGAUGAAUUCUACAUUAGAAAAAAUUUGCAAGAAUAUAAUGAAGCGAAUAGCGACUCGAAUAACUUCAAAACACUACUAAAUGGCAUAAUGUAUAAAUUUUCCAAAAAGAAAAAGUACAUGAAAAAUGGGAAGAAGCUUAAGCACCUGAGGAAGAGGAUAAUUAAAUAUAAGAAUGACUCCAAAAAACUCAACUUUAUAUUUUCCCUUUUGGAGGAAAUAUUAAAAAUAAUGCUGGGGGUGGGGAUGCGCGUCCUUUCGAGCAUUUCUUAUCACUACCUGUACGAGAAGAAUGGGAUACACAAAUUCAUAUACAUAUUUGGGUCUAAGGUCAUCCGAAAUGACUUAACUGAGAAAACAUCAUUUUUAGAGUUGUGUGAAAAUAUGAUUAAGCCGAACAGUAUGACUCUGCUGCAAGCGUGCAAUUUUAUCAUAAGCGGAAUUAUACCCUGUCUUGGAUAUGUCACCAACCUUUUUGUGGAUAAGAAAAAUAACAGAUAUUCCUACAUCAAGGAAUUGAAGAAUUAUCUAUCGUUAAAAAUGGCCCUGAAUAUAUGGCCUAUGUUUUUAAAGAUAACAUUGCAGGGUUUGUUAACCUCUAGACAUCUGUCCUUCGAAAUGUCGGUGCACAAGGACACUUUGCACCCCAUUGCUGAGUGUUCCAUAAGCAUUACAAGUUUGGCCACUCACUUCUUAACAUUUUUUACUGUUAUGUCAGACAAUGUGAGCAAGUAUGAAAUAUAUGUGAAUAUGAGGAAAAGCUUGAUGAGUGCGAACCCUUAUCCCAUACCACUUAUUCUGAUCAAUGCUGCAAAAUAUAUUCGCAUUUCAUCAAAAAGGAACAAGUACUACGAUUUUGAGAAGGCCAUAAGAACAAUUCUGCUACAGCUUACAGACUGCUCCGUGUGUGACUAUGAGAAUUACCUCUUCAAUCACUACAUAAUACCCGAGAGCAUUUCUAGCUUCUUAUCGGCUACGAAAAUGACUGACGAGGAGAUGAUUAAGGAAGGGGGGGCCCCCCCUAAAGGUUUAUUAACAAAUAGGUCUAACAAUGAAAUUAAUAUGAGUGAGCUUAAGUCUGUGGCAAAGUCUUACAUGAAGACAUACAAAACGAUGUACGCGGAAGAAGAAGUAAUUUCUGCGAAGAAAUUUGAAGGGGAAAAUCUUGGCAGCCACACCGAAAGGGAGAAAGCACUCGCGGGAAAUGAAUCAAGCAAAAUGUCUGCUCAGACAAACGUAGAAUUUUUAAAGAGACUGAUGAAUAAUGACAAAGAUGCUGUAAAGUAUCUUGGCACAUUUUACAAGGUGUUUCACAAAAAUUUUGAAACAGCCCAAAUAGCCUUUGUUGCGGUGUUUUUGCAUCUCAUUGGUUAUAACCACAGCCAAGGGAGAGACAUGGAGAAUGAGCGACAGAGUGGUCUAUGCAGUAGAGAAGAAAAGGAAAGUGCCCUCAUAACUGAGGCGCUAGAAAUGAAGAAAAUAACCAUAGCGUGCAAUUUGGCCAAGCAGGGAGUAAUUGAUCUGAUAUCGAAAAGCCAAAUACAACAUCAGAGGAAAAGUAUCGAAGGUAAGUUUUCUUCAAAGUCCAGGUGGAGCGAAGAGAAAACAAAUGACAAAGGUAUGGAGUUUCUCGAAUUGUACAACAAGGAGUUGGACCAAGUGGAUGAAGUGGACGAUGGGGAUAUUGCAGAUGUUGUGGACGAUAGGAGGGGUGCGCUAGAUAAAAAGCAGCGGAGCAUUAACUCUACCAAUAGUGACGAAGAGAAUGAAUUUCUAUGCAACAAUAGUGUAGGGGAGCGUAGGAAGAAACAAGUGUCAGAUAUAGAAGGGGAUGGAUACAUUUCGCCAAAUUUGAGGAAGGAAGAAUUAAACUACCUGAACGAUGUGUUACGAAACACAGAGAAGUGUAGCAACAGAAGUAGCGAACAAUCAGGAGUAGAUUUAAUAAGAAGGAAGAGGGAAAAACAAAUUGAUAAAAUUUUAAAAAAGUGUGAAUGGAUUAUUAAUACGUACCCACAUGGCUUAUGCCCGAUAGUUAUCAAGGACAAUUUUUCACACGGAUGGGAUGAGCACUUUGUAUUUAUGCGAAGAAAUUCAUAUGACAUCCCCAUUACAGCUAGGAAGAUAUACUCAGAUCGUAGUGACUUUCACCUGGUACAGGAAGCCGCCACCAUGCCAACCUUUGCCAGCUCAUUAAAAACUAAUGUUUCAUCAAUGACCUAUUUUGAUCAUAUCCUUAGACAUCCAAACAAUAUUUAUGAGAAAUUGGAAUGUAUACAAUUUAGCACGGAGAAUAUUUUCGGAAAAGGGACGACAAAAAAUUUAUGUCUUUUGAAAAGAUUGUUAAAAACGUAUAAAAGAAAUGUUAGUUUGAAGGACUGCAAGAAUGGAGAUGGUAAGCCAGACAAGGAGAACGGGGAUAAUGCAAAACAGCUAGAUAUGUACGUUUGUAACAACAAGGCAAGGAAUUCCUCUAACAGUUGUCCAAGUUGUGAUAGUGCCAAUUUUUACAAUGACGAGUCGAACUUUUAUAUGAAUUACAACUUAUGUGAAAGGAACCAUAAUAAUUCGAACAACUCUAUUAUUAUGAAAUAUUCCAAACAUGGCAAGAAUAACAUAAAGCAGUCUGUGCAGGGGGGAGCCUUAUGGCAAGAUUCUAGGUUGAUGAAGAAUUUUAUUUCUCACCACGGUAACGAUGUAACUCCUGGAGAAGAGUUAAACUCAAGCAUGGUAAAUUGCAAAUCUGACUUUUAUUUUUUUUCUCCCAAAUCAUUUGAUGAAAAUGACUUCAUUAGUCGAAACAGCAACAACGGUAGCAAAUGGGACUGUAACGCUCCUUACGUGACGAAGUAUACCAAUUCCAUUUUGGAUUAUGAGGAAAACCUAUCGGACCAUAACAUGUCGGAGGUACAGCAUAAUAAAUGUAAUGGUCUUUCGAAAUCCAAAAAAAUGUUCUCCAUGCAUAAGCAAGACUUUAUGCGAGCGUACCAUGAUGAAAUGAAGAAGAAGCAGGGGUGUGAGAAAAAGAAAGAAUUCCUCCCCUCCUUUGACAGCUUUAGAGGUAAAGUCACCACCCCGGUUAAUUCGAAAGAUGUGGACACAGACAUAAUCGUAAAUGUUAACAGCAUCAUGGAUCAGAGCGUCGAUUCGAAGGACUUGCUGCAGUUGAAGGAAAUACUAAGCUUUCUAAUUAGCGACAUGGACCUUGACACCGUUUUGAAUAUUAUCCGAAUAGAGCAGCUAACCACCUUGUGUCGUUACCUUAUCAGUAGGAGCUUAAAGUCUAUGCUGUGCGCAGGAAUUUUUGGAGGUAUUAAAAACCCUAUAGUUAACACGAAGAAGAAGAAUAAUAAUAAUGUAUGCCCUAAUAAGCGAUCCCAAAAGGGAUAUAACUCAAAUUCUGAUGACAUCAAGAGAAAGAAGAAGAGUAACUGUAGUGAGAAGAGCGUAGACAGAAGUGAUUUUUCCGCUAGUGCAAAUUAUUCCAAUGUGAAUAAUACCAACAAUGCUACUAUAAAUAUCACCGCGGGUAGUAAGAACGAGAAAAGUAUAUCAGAUGGGAAGCGACCUCAAGUUGAAACGCACAUACGAAGUGGAAAUAAAAAGGAGAGGGGCAUAUCCUUCCACAAGAAGAAUAGACGCAUCGCCCUAUAUGAGGAUGGCAAAAUUACCACGCUUCGAGACGAAAGGAAGUACAAGAAUUUCGAAACAAAUAAGAAAUAUAAUAAAGAUGAUAAGAGGAAAAGGGGGAUAUUUGAGCAAUGGAGGCAGAAAUCCGCCAAAAGUAUGCAGUGGCCUGUCAUACUGGACUUGCUCGUGCCAUCCUCCAGCAGAGGUACUUACAACGAAGAUAAUAAAGUGAUUUCCAACAUCGAGCCGUCUCUCUUUUCCGUGCAAAAUUAUGGCUGGAUGCUUCUAAAAUUGUUGCACAUUAUAACGAUAAAGUUUAGGAACGCCUCUCCGUUGAAAAACGUCAUUACGCAGAUGAAUGAAGGAGGUGGAAAGGGUGAGGGUAGUAGCGUUUGUGGCGGUCUAAAUGUAAAGAGCCAAUUUUCGCACCAGUACUGGUUCACGCAACCGAUGGAGCACGCGUUGUCUUUUACGCUGACGGAUAUUACGAAGAGCACAUGUAUAUGGUACUUAAGAUACAAUCGCAAAAUGCUAUCAAAUUCGUCUAGCUUUUCGCAAAUUAUAAAAAAUUCCAUGAAUACUCUGUGGAUUGAAAGUGUGCUUCGGCUGAUAGCUUUGCAAAUAUGCUUACGAGUGAAGCCCCUGAAUGAUAGCAGAUAUGUAGUCCCGUUCUUGUACCAUAUGUUGACCAUCUGCCAGCCACUCCUUAGGGAAGUGCACAUAAACAGUGAGAAUUUGAAGAAAAAAAACAUAGCAGGAAAUAGAAGGGCAAUUUUUAUGGAUGCAAAUAAUACUGUAGUCGAAGUGAUGUGUUCUCAUUGCCACAAAUGCAUAACAGGAUCUUCUAAAAAUGUGAAUUCUAAGAUUUUUCCCAUUGGAAAGAAUUUAAAGAAUAUUAGGAAAAUCAAUUCCAGCGAAAUGACCUACACCAAGAAAGGUUGCAAAGCCAAUGAGGAAACCAAGAAUCCGCUCGACGUGAAGGGAUAUAUACAUUCAGAACGUGUACAGAAAAAGCAGAUGAAAAUAAAACAAAAGGUGUUGCGCGUGAGGAACUACAAUUCUUCAGAACAUGAGCACGAACAUGAAGUGAUAUUGGACAAUGUAAUUACUGGCAUUGUUGUGUACCACGAAACGGUUAAUGAUGGUGUGUCUGUAAACAAAAAAAGGAUUUUGCAGAACUUGAAUGGUUUUAAAAUAAGGAAGGAGUACACGCACGGAAAGCAGUAUUGGGCGUUGUGCACACAGCAGUAUAGCAAUUCCCCCCAUUAUACACUACCGCUAAGGAAUGUGAAUAGAUCAAUUAAACAUACGAAUAGAAAUAUUUUCCAAUGCGUAGAUGACGAGUCUAACUCAUGUUACUGGUCUAUCAGUGGGGACCCCGUUUAUAACAUUUAUGGUAAUGCCAAAGCGAUAUCAGAUGUGCAGCUAGAAAUAUGCAUCAACAAAAAUUAUGAUGCGUCUGUGAGGUCUUUCCUGAAAAAGAAUAAUUUCGAACUGGAACUUUCUAUAAACAACGAUGUGAAUGACGUGAUAAAUAUUUGGACGAAAAAGAAGGGAAUUAUUAUAAACAAGGAGCUAAUAGAGUGCAUAGAUCCGUGUGGUGGCAGCCUUACAGCCAAUUCAUCAUGGAAGAACAAAUCAGUAGAUAACGAAAAAGAGUUGGUAAGAAAGGAACUGCAGAGGGUUUCUAACGAGGAGGACGAGUUAAUAAACUCAGUAAGAAAAAGAAGCCGAUUUGAAAAUUACACCAAUAAGAAUUAUGAAUAUGCAUCAGAACACGUUUGCCAGUGCAGGAAAUUCUCCACCGACUAUGACCAUCCUAAUGACAAUAACGACUGCUCGUACAAAAGUGUUCCUUCUGAAAAUUGCAAAACGGGCAUCAAUACGAGUACAUAUGAUCAGGAAGAUAACGUGAAUUAUAAGAAACUAAAAAUGAUAAGCUGGAAUUUGAUAAAAACAAUCCUAUGGGGGAUCUUAGUGUCUGGUGAAAAUGGCCAAGGGGAAAAUUCAGAUCAAGUUGUCUCAGAAAGUAGAACAAAAUAUGUGAGGAAUAAUGCAAGUAAUAACAUUUCGGAGGAUAUCAAUGAAGAAUACAAAUAUGGGAAUAACUACACCGAUUAUAAGUCUCAGUUUUAUUCGCUUCAAAGAAAGAGCCUCAUAGAAUCUGUUCUAAAAAUGAUCAUGUCAGUUUUGAUAAAACUGUGCAACAUUGUCAAGCUGUACAAUGACUUGACAAAGAAUCAGCAGGGAUCCUUCUACAUCAGAAUUAGCCAUAUAAAAAUAUCAAAGCAACAAGUGAAAGAUUGUGAGAAGAUGAUAACUGAUUUUAUGUACACCUUGAUAAAUUGUGUUCAGAAUUCCCCCACAGGUGCGGUUACUCUUCUAAGGUGCUUUCUCUUCGGGCAGGAUAAUCCUACCUACCGUUUUAAGAAGCUGAAUAAGCUAAACAUAAAUUGCAAUUUUUACAGAUUGAUCACGGAAUGUAUUAAGAAAUCCCCUAACGACGCAGAUGACAUCACCGUCUUUUUCAACAAUUACUUUGAUAGGAAGAUGGUAAAAAUGUAUGGAAUGAAUCAGGAAAAUAUUUCGGUGAAUCAGAUGGGGAAGAUCAAAACAACGACCGUUGCUACGAUGAAAGGGAGCUCCAGCAAUGCGGCCCACAACAGCGUGGCUACAUCACCGAAGGUGAAUCUGAACAAUGGAAGUUCUGUUAGGCAUAAAGGAACGAAUAUGAAAAUGUCUAAUUUCUUCUUUAAAAAUUAUGAUACGAAUGUUAUGAGAAAUUAUAAGCAGAGUAAGAUUCAUGGGUUCUUUUUACUGAGGUGUUUGCCCUCCAUUAAGAUGUUCCCAAAGCAGUUGAUCCUGCAGGAAACGAAAAAGUUAUUUAACAGCGAGGUGAAAAUCCCCCAUGAAAGUAGUACCGAAUCGACGCCUAAAGAAUAUGAUGAGAGGAAAGGUGUCAGCAGUGCAAAUGAAACUUGCCAAAAUGAUGAGUUACCAGUAAAUACAUGUUCGAAGGAGAACAUUUCUGUGAAUUACCAGAUGGAUCUAAAUACGGCGAAUAAUGAAGGGAACUCCCAAUGUAACAGCAUCAAUGAUAUAUUAGGAUUGAUACCGAGGGUAUCGUACAGGAACCAUCCCUUUGAUGAAUUGCCCCAAUCUGAGUUUUUCAUGUCUAGUAGACCGUCAGACGAUUUUGAAGCUAACAUGGAAGGAAGAAUUUUGAGAGUGUUGCGUGGCUUAAAUUUAGGAGGUGUCGUUUUAUGCCUAGCACCACUGACAUUUCCUGCUUUGAAUAUUGGUCCGAACGAAGUAAACGAUAUAAUAAAUUUUCGUAUUCAGACGAGAGGGCGCUUCGGCGUGACCGUUGCCCCAGCGGAAUGCGUUUUGUCCAAUGUGUCCGAAGUAUUUGACAGAAAUGAUGUAGUUGGAUUUCGCACAAGUAUGUGUCCUCCUUUUAGACACGACGUGUUUGCGGCCAAUGUGCAGUAUGAACUCGGUGAUUUAUUGAGCGUAAAAUUUAAUGUGGAGGAUCAGCAAAAUCAGAAAUGCUUACGAACCGAGUUAAUGGUCUCAGGGGUUAGCAUCGGAUCCGUCCUCGAAGUGCUAUUCGAAGCAGAAUCACAAAUCGAAUUCGAAAGAAGAAUGAACUUAAUAUUUAUUUUUCAAGAUCCGAUGACGAUUGUAUAUGAGGGUCCAACUUUCAGCAUGGAGUACGUAGACCCCAACAGUAGGAAGUCCAGGAAUGCCCAAAAUGAAAGGGAAAAUUUGGACGAAGAAUAUCUGAACGAAAUUUAUGCAAUUACUGGGCAUAAUAAGAAGAAUAUAAAAAAGCAGUUAAAAAAGAUAAAACUGAAGAAGAAAGAAUUCUACGAAUCCGUGAAACUUUAUCAAUCCAUUCUUGAUUCGGACAAUGAAAUAUUGAAAGACUUGAAGCAUGAAGUUAUAAUAAGAAUGAAUACAACGUUGACUAAUGUAGCAGAAUUCUUGAAGAAGAAUUCAUCAGCUUAUUUAAUUACGGAUCGAUUAGGAGAGAACCUCUCAAGCGUUAGCAAUUUCGGAAAUAUUCCACAUUUUAAUAACAAAGCAAAAGGCCCUAAAUUGACACUUCUAAACACUCAAUCGAGUGAGGAAUUAAGAAAUAAAGGUUCUGCUAACCUUGGUAAGGGGGAAUACCUCCUGGAUGAGAUAACGAACAAAUAUGUGGAUAAAAAAACGCACAAUUCGGGAUUCAGUAACACAAGAGGGGAGAAAUAUGCAGCACCAGAAGGUAAUAGUCAAGGGGUUCAUAUGACGGAGGAAUUCACUCUUUCCGAUCGGGACACUUAUAAUAUAAUUCAUUUUAGCAAAAAUGCAAAUGGCGCAGAAGAAGGAAUUAAUCAUUUAAAGUCAAAGGAAUUGGGAAACGAUGCAUCACAGAUUGACAAAUUUGUUCAACAGAGCAGUGAUCAGUUGUAUGUUACGAAUCAAAAUUCUUCUCUCUACAUAAAUGUUUACAACAAAAAGGGGAAAGGGGUGUUAGAUAUAAACAAGUGCAUCAGAGAAGUUUUGUCCAUCAUAUGUGUCUUAGGAUUAAAUGUAAACCCAGAAGAGAAAAAAAAAUUUGAGGAUAAAAAUUCGGAUGGAAAUAAUUCCACCAUUGAUGAACUUCCCUGGUUGUCAAGUUUAUCCGAUUUAAAAAAUUCGGUAGCGUAUAGUUUGGACAGAAAAUGUGUGGAGCUGUUUUUUUGCAAUUUGGUAGACAUCAUCUGCAGUGAUGUUUUUGUGCACGCGAUUUUUAAUUUUGUUACGAAGAAAUUACACAAGAAGAAGGAAUCCGUGGUCAGCAAGGCGAAACACAGUACAAAUGGAGUCAAAAGCAACAGGAAGGCUAAGAGGAGGUUUAAGAAUUUAAGCGAAUUUGAUUCUAAGAAUGUUCUUGAAACAGCGGCAGAUUCGUACAAUGAAAAUAGGGUGAAUAAUGAGAACAGCAACAACAGCACAAAUACGAUAAAUGAGAUGAGUAUAAAUAAUUGUGGCUGUAUGGACAAUAUUGUAAGCUCAGGAAAUGCCAACAGCAAUAAUGAUAACUCUUUAAUGAAUUCAAUUUUUAUCGAAGAAAAUGAAUCGUUAGAAGAUCAUGAAGAAAGUGCUUUAAGUAAUGACAAUCAGGAAAUGCUUAUGACGAAAGAUAAGCGGGUAGACAGGAACUUAGACAAGAAGGUUUCAGAUUUUAAGAAUAUUUCCUUUUCAGAUAAGGUUAGAAAAAAUGUUUUUUUCGAAUAUAGCCUUUGCAUGAUUGGAACCAAGGCAAUUAUGUGUUGCUGCAUUUUGUUACGAACUCUCCUGGAAAUGAAUUCCGAUGGGUUCUAUAAGCCGAAUGAAAAUGUGUAUGGAUCUUUUAAGAAGCUCUUAAGCUUUAUUAAGGUAUUUUUCUUCGUGGAUAUUGGCAUAAGUGAUUCGCUGAUAGUGCACUUUGCGAGGAGCAACUCCGUGAACGUUGAGCAUCUCCUUAACAGUGGAAACAGGACAGUUUCUCAAACGGGAAGUCCAGAACAUGGUGAAGAACAAAACACCAGUGCUGAACCUGCCGCUGUGAUUGCUUCCUCCUUUGUUGGCAGCUUCAUGGACAAAAAAGAGAGUCAAAAUUGCAGAUUAUAUUCAGAAGAUGAGAAAGAUACCUAUUGUACGCCCCCCCAUGCUCCAGAACGAAAAAGUACCUUUGACAUGGAAGGAACGAAAAAUGAACACGUAAACCUUUUAGAAAUUUUAACCAUUUGUGGAAUUCCAUUGGACUUUUUCCAAUACUUUAACAUAAGAACUCCGGUAAUUAAGAACCAGCAGGUCAUAACACAAAACGACACGUUCGAUUUGUGGAUCUACCUCCUUAAUCUGGUAGCUUGUUUCAACAGCCAAAGUAGGUAUUCCUUAUGCUUCCCCCAAAAUGUUCAUGAGGUAAAUAAUGGCAGCGUCAAGAGUACCCUUUUCGAUUUUGAGUAUUCCAAUUCGAGUUUUUCCAACAAAAUAGUACGAAAAACGGCCAAGUUUUUUGCAGGGUGGUUACUAAAAAAGUAUCUAAUCGAUUUAAGCUGCGUUAUGGCAUCCUUAGUGCCAAAAUUGUUUAUGGACGAGCUGAGGGAAAUCUUAGUAAGAAUGAAUGAAGGUGCGAAGGUUGGAGAAGAUGUAGGCACCUUCAACAAUGAUUGCAUGAAUUUACGUACAAGGGAAACCACUUCCGGAAAUAUUGAUACGACUAUGAAGGUAACAUGUGUGAAAAGGGGAUCUAGGGGAAAUGAAAAUUUUCUUAAAGGAUGUAGGAAAGACAAAACUAACAUGAUGUUCAAUAACGAACCAAAUAGUAAAGUGUACAAUCUGCUUGGUGAUAAAAUGGAGGAGGAAAAUAGCCAGCGUGACUUUGGUUAUGACCCUUCUGAUGUAAAUAAGAAUGGCGCUUUGUGGACAGAGGAAGAUGGGGAGUAUACGCAGGAUGAUAGAUACGAAGGUUUGAACAUGGAAAGGGAGCACCACAGUAGUGAGAGCAGAAGGAACAAAAUAAAUAACAUAUCCGAGUUGAUUAACGGUGCGUUGAAGAAUAAGGAGGAGAUGUUAAACCUAUUUAGCGUCAUGUACCUCUUCCGCAUAUGCAUUUAUUACCUAAGUAGAAGCAAAGAUUUUAGGAAAGAGGAUUAUUGGCAAGAAUACCAAGGGCAAAUUAGAAACUCGAGGAUGAAACAAAAUGUGUAUAAGUUGCUUAACGAGAACAGUUGCAAAAGUUCUCUCCUGUUCGGGUGGCAAAGGAUAUUCUACCAGUGUGUAAUUACUUGGGAUGAUAAAAAGUUAGUAGAUCAGCUUCUACUUAUAAUACAAUCUGAAUUGUUAUACCAUUUAGUUGGUUCUAUUGCUCAGAGCGUGUCUCAAAAGAGAGUGAAGGUGGACAUGUUCUAUGCCAUUUCUCCGUCGGUUCAUGUCGCGCACUGGAUGUUGGAUACAUUUGUUAGGCAUCCCCUAUGUCCAUCGAGAGUAAGAUCUUGCUGUGUUACUCCCUUGGCAGUUUCCUCCCUCUUUGGGUUAAUUAUGAAUGGAAAUAGACUCCCCACUUUUAUUGGCAUAGACGCAUGCAGACUGGUGUACUGGUCUUGUGUAGCGUAUAUAUUACAAAAUAGUCGGAGCGAUAAGAAGUACAAGAAAUUGCAGGACAUUGAUAUGGUAACGCAGUUUAGCGUUCAAGUGGAGACUUUGGCCGACGAUUAUGAUUUGAAAGGUAAUGACUAUAAGAACACUACGGAAAGGAAGAACGAACGAUACAUCACUGUUAGGGAGAAAUAUCAACGGGUGAAGUGCAACUACCAGGCAUUUUUGUCUUACCUCUUUAACUGUGUGCAUAUUUGUGGGUCCUCCCUUUUUAACCAAAUUUUGAACCUGAAUAUGGAAAACAGUUACAAAGGCGGAAGCGGUAACAAAAACAAACCCAUCGAUAUCAGCAACAACAAUGUUAGAAAUAAUAACGAGCAUGUGAACAACAUUAUAGACAACCUAAACAACAACAUCAGUGAUAUCCUGAGUUGUAUACAAAACUCAGCAAAUAACAGGAUGAUAAAUAAUAAUUUCAACGGAAUCAGUAGUGUUAGUAAUGAGACUAUCUACAAUUUAAAUAUAACCAACAGGACAAGCCCAAAUAUCUCUUCCAAUAAUGCGAAUAACAGCAGUAUGCAAGAAAACACGGAAACGGUAAAUUCUUGUAAUAAUGGUAACACGCCUACAACUCCCAACCCACUGUAUUUAAAUAGCACUGUUGUUAGUAGCAAGAAUGAGAAGAAGUUAGGCCACAAUUUUUCCAAUUUUGAUCUGUUUGAAAAUAAAGAGAAAAGCACCUACAGCCCUCUGAAGAUUAACGCAGCCUUGCUUAUACAUUACUUCGCUUGUGCUGCGUACUACAUUAAGAAGGCCGAUAUGUGUAACAACCUGGAUUACCACGAUGAGCAUGUGCAUUCGAAUUUUAAGCAGUACUGCCUUUAUCUAUACGUGGUGGAUCACGUGUCAAAGGUGUAUGCUAAAAGCGUCAGACGACGCGACAGACGAAGUGACAGACGAAGUGAUAGGAAAAGUGAUAGGCAAAGUGAUAGGCAAAGUGAUAGGCAAAGUGAUAGGCAAUGUGACAGACACAGGGAAUAUCACCAGGUGGAUGAGUCGAACCUUGGAGCAUCGCCUUCCCUGUCGGAUGGCUUGAGGAAAGAUCCAAAUGAAAGUUCCAAUAUUUUGUGCGAUUUUUCCAUUAAAAAGGAGGCCCAAAUUUGUUCCCUAUACAGUAAGGAGGAGGAGAAUGAAGAAAAAGGAAGUAGUACACUCAAGGGGGAGAAAAACAAGCACCUAUUCUUUGCUGAAAAUAAUAAAAUUAUAAAUACCAUGGAGAGAAAAGAUAUUCUAGAUGAUUCAUACGAAGGAAACUACCCCGAAAUGUUCGUCGACAAUGUUCUGCAGUUGAGCAAGAAAGUUUGUGCCAAUGUCAUAAUUGAUAUUAAUGAAAAAAUACAUCAUGUAUGUUGUCCAAACGCAGAUGUGGUUCAGUUGAAAAUAAAGGAUAUGUUCCUAAUACCGAAGGAAAAAACAGAGCGCUCUGCACCAGGGGGGGGGAAAUACCCGGAGGAGCGUUAUCACAGUUCGAACAAGGAGGAAAUUACUGGAUGCGACAAUCACAGGGUAGAUCGAAUCAUGCAUUUACUGAAGGAGGAAAAUGAGGAACUUAAGCAUGUCACCAGAAAGAAUAUUGAUUACCCCUCGAUUGUGUUCAGCGCAGACAAUGAUUUUCACUACGUUUUACAAGAAAUUAAGCAUAACAAGGUUCAAGAAUUCUUGUUCCUCGAAUCGAAAUCGUUAAGUGAGGACUUAGAUUUGCAAAAUGUAGGAAGGGUCAAUUUGGGUUCCCAUAUCGAACUAGUUGAUUUGUGUAACCUACCACAGGCUUUCAUUUUAAUGGGAGAUUCCGAAAUAUACUCAGGUGCACACAACUCUUCCUUUAGCAUUUCUCUUGGUGUAUCGAAUAAGCAGAAUGGAGCAGUGGUACCAAUUAGCGACUUGGUCCAUAUAGAAGUGGGGUUACUGAAUGUGAGUGCCAAUUACGAUUCAGGGGGAAAAGACACGUCGCAAUCGCACAGCCUGGAUGAACCAAAUAUUGACGAAUUGAAGAGGUACAGGAACUGCAAGAUGUCAGUCAAUAGAGAAUUUUACAAAAACGGAAACAGUACUAAUUCUCACAAACUUACGGAUAAUAUGCUAAUUAGUUAUAGCAAUUACGCAGAAAAUGAUCUGGAGGAGGAAAAAAUGUUAAAGUAUGCUUCUUUCUUACCGAAAUGUAUGGAGAAGAAGGUGUACUCGAAAAGGGGAAAUGAAUUUAGUGGUGCGCAUGGAGCAGAUUCGAUCCAUAGAAAGGAAACUGAGCAAAUUAGGAAGAAUCUUUUGAGCUACUCUGCAGUAAACACAAGGGUUAAUGGCAGUAAGAGGUUUUCCAUAAGCAGCUAUGAAAACGAUGAUGGAAGUGGAAAUGAAAGAGGGAAUCAUGACAAGUAUCUCGUGUCCGAUGGGUACAACAACAUUUCAUCCUCGAAGACGCUAUCCGUCGUGAGCGCAGUGAAUUCAAAUGACGCAUACAACAGGGUGAACAGUUCCAUCAUGCUGAACAUUGCGAACGGGACGGUGAAGACCACGGGGUUAUUUCUCGACAGUCAUGUUGAAAAUGUCAAUCCAUCAAUGAUCAAUAAUGCAUCCUCCCUUGAUAACGUUAUCCUAAAAGUGAAGGUUAUUGGGAAGCAGAUUCUGUGGUUCUCAAAUGACACUCUAAUUUUCCGAAAAGAGUUCAUGGCGCAGAUGACCAAUUUCGUACCACUGAUCAAGGUAACACGCAUCGUGGCACAUAAAAAAUUAGACAGCUUCCAGGAUAAUCAUUUUAUCAGUUCCUCAAUUCAUUUAAAAUUUAUUGACACGAAUGAAAAGAUAUUCGUGUCUCCGCUAACCAACUUUUACUUUAAAUUCGAAAAUGUACACAAGGAGAAAUAUAGCAAUGAUAAAUGCACGAAAAAUAUGAACAUGAAUUGGAAGAGAAACCUGUGGAAGCGCACGUGCUUCGUCCUCCCCGAUGCCGCCUGGGCAAGUAGAUCUUCAACCAAAUCUGUGAAAAAGAACAAAAUGCCCCUCAUAAUAGCACAACCGGAUAAUGAAAUAUUAGUACAUUAUUAUAAUUCUAGGUCUAAUCACUUUCCCACUGGUGAACCCUUUUCGAACACAUUAUUUUUAACACCAAAUAUGCAAAUUAAAAGCGAGCCGGUAAAGUUUUCGAAUGUUAUGCAGUGCAAAAAUGUGCAGGGGGGAAAAUGGAAUUUUCUAACCCUAGAAAAUGUCACAGUUGUAAGAAGUGUACCAGUUAUAAAUUACUACGGCGUUGCCAAUUCAUAUAAACAAACAGAAAUAGGAAAAAUUGAUUUAGAUGGAUUCAAUAAUUGCGAGCAUAAAAAUGGAAAGGAUAUUGACAGUGUCCAAAAUAUAAGCAACAUACAGAGAACGUGUGCGAAGAUUCUGGAAACGAGUACAAGGAAAGACAUGGAGAAGGAAAGCUCUAACAUGAUCAUCAAGGGGGGAGAGCUGAAUCUGCACAACCAUUUGAAUAGGCUGUGCAAAAAUGAAGAUGUAGGAAUGAAUGGAAAGAGCAAUUUUGACAUUACACAUAAUUAUUCCAAGACAAAUAGGAGCAAGACCAAUGAAGGGAAGAAGAAAAUUUUGAAUGCCAAUGUGGGGCUGAAGGGAAACUACUACGAUGUAAAUGAUAUGAAUAGAACCCAUUACACAUCUUACUACAAUGAGUUGAUCGCAGAAAAUAGUGGACGGAAUUUUAUGCACAGCAACUAUAUCAAUGAUUAUUUCACCACGGGUAAUGAUGCCAAUUUGCACAUAAAAUAUAGGCUUCACAAUUUCAACAAAAUGAAAAAAGAUUACCCCUACAAUGUAAAGUAUAGUUCUAUACAAGAAAUUAACGACACGGCCACGCAAGGGAAGGCAAAGUACAUUUUGGAUGAAAAAAAACAGAACAUAAACGACUCAAACAGGAGGAAGAAAUAUAUUAAUAGUAACAAAAUAUUUUGCAAGGAGGAUCAUAUGAAUGGAAAUAGCUAUUCAUUCGUAAGUAAUAUACACGAUCCAUGUGGCACCCUUAGUGGGGACAAAACGACGAGCAAUAUGUACACCCCCAAGCAGGACAAGAACGAUCCGAACAACGUUGAGGAUUACAACAAUUACAUACAACACAUGGACGAAUCGGGCAACUGCUCUAUGUAUUACAUGGGGUGCAAGGAGUUCAAAUUAUGUGUGGAUUCAUACGAAGCUCUUUUUCCUGCGAAGCAUUUUAUUUUCAAUUGCACGGUCCUCUUUGAAGAAUGUGAUGAUGACAAGAACAGUACAAAUGAGGUGAAAAACUCGAUGGGCAUUUUAUGGGGAGGGUAUCGUUGGUUAUGGACAAACAAUGGGAAAUUCAUAUGCCCAUUGAAUCUACCGCUCUGUGUGUCAGAAUUUCCAGCGGAAAAAAUUGAAGAGUGUGAAAUGGAAGUAGUAAAAUUUAAGUCGAACGAUAAUUUGUGUGUUGAAUUUGAUCCGCACCUUCAAAGUCUCUUAUUUUACAAAAAUGGAAAAUAUGAAUUUGGAUUUAAAUUUGACACUUUCUAUAAUUAUAGAAACUCUGCGGUGAAUUUGUCAUAUGAAAAAAUUAAGGAAGCAAAAAUGGAAGUUCCUCGAAGUGCGUCCAAAUGUUCCUACUCUAGCAACCUCAGCAACGGGAAUGUGAACGAUUUUGGUGCUACGAAAAAUGAGGAUGUGAAUAAGUAUCGAAAUGGUACUAAUGAGAAGGGCUACCUGUCGAUGGAUACGCAUAAGAUUCAGAAUGAGCAGGACAUGAAGGAUUAUGUUAACGAAAUGGACACGACACAUGGGUACAUGAAGAGUCACUACAACCCUUGCCACAGUACCAAGACGAGUAACCUGUGCGUACACUCCAUCUCCAACGAAAAUAAAUGUAGCAAAAGAACUUGUGGCACAAAUAAUAUGAAAAGUAAGGAGAAAAGAAUUAAUAAGGAAACUAGCAGUAAUAAUGGGAACCACCAAGAGGAUGUUACAGAAGAUGGAGAAAAUAAAACAGUGAUGCGGAUAAAGAACCAUGUCAAUAUGAUCAAAUUAUACAACUGUCUACUUCUAAAUGACUGUGAUAAUGUAGCUUCCAUUCUAAUGUAUAACCCAGAUUUGCUAGCCAAAUCAGAUGAAACAAAGCAAGAGGUGUCCUUUGAGCAUUACGAAAUAAAUCAGGAAGAUUUUCCAUGUGAACUUGUAUCGUCUAUGAAGAAUAUUAUAUAUGAGAAGGAUUUAACCCCGCUCAUGUUGGCUUGCAGAAUUGGAUGUGAAGAAUGUGUGCGGAAAAUAAUAGAAAUAGGAAAAGUGAACCCUAAUAAAGCCUGUCACAAAUUAGAAAAGGAAACCCCCUUAAUGGUUGCUGCACACUAUGGGUACAGUAGAAUCGUGAGUAUGUUAGUGUGUGUAUAUGGUGUGCAGAUAAAUAAAAAAGAUGCCAAGGGGAACACAGCAUUGCAUAGGGUGUUGCUCAACCCGUGCUCUGAUGAUGGGAAGAAAAACUGUACCCCGAAGAUGGUGCAGCUGCUACUAAAAUUAGGGGCCGACAUGAGUCUGAUGAACAAAAAAGGGUUAUCUGUGGAAGAUCUGGUGCAUAAAAAUUUAAUUAAAAAUAAAAAAGUUGAAUCUAUCUUAAAAAUGUGGAUGAAGUUAUCGAUGAAGUGUAAUGUAAAGGACAGGAAGAGUUAUAUCAACAAGGACCUCAUCCCCGGUUUGCUUUCCAACUGUUCCGUAGUUAUAGGCUUUCCCAUAUGUUUAAAGAAUUCAAGUAAUAGCUACUCGUCCGUGAAGAUAAACUCCUUCGUCAUUGGAGGAGAAGAGUUAGUUACCGAUAGGAGUUACAAGGAGGUUGGCAGAUGGAACGAUGAGGUGGAGUGUGGCCAUUAUCAGCAGAAUAAUAAUGAAUGGAAAGGAAGAAGGACAGACGAGGAAUACUAUAGCUGCGAUAAUUCGUCAAGAAAUAUGUCCAUAUCGAACCUUUGCACUGUUGAUGGGAAGACGCAUGCGAUGGAUGGAAGGCAGAGUCUGUCCAAAGGAACUCACUUUUUGAAGGACGAACACUUUGAGGAACCAAGGAACGGGUUGGAAAAAGAAAAGCAGAGGAGGAAAGAGACAAUCAGCUAUAAGGUUGACAUGAGUUCGAUAUAUGAGCGGAUCGACAGGAAGGGUAGCAGCGACAGCGGUGACACGAAUCAUUUGCCCCCUAUGGGCGAAGGCACUAUCUGUUCAAGGAAGGAGAACCUGAACGAUAUAGUCAUACGCGAAAAUGAUGCAGAAAAUUGUGAGGAUCAGGAAAACCGUGGUGAUAACGACGUUGGUGGUAACAAUCGUGGUGAGAGGGUCGCCGCGGUGAGAAGAAACAAAUUGACCCGCAAACCACUGAACAACAAACAAAGCGGGAAUGGUCAGUACGUAUCGGUCCAGGAAGGCAACAGCGAAGACGAACGGGAGAGUUAUAGUCAAGAUGAUCCAUACAAACUAUCAGGACAAGGCAAACUGUGCAAAGAGAAAAAUGACAUGCUGAACCAUUUGAUUGUCCAUUCUCGAGGUGAUGGUACAUAUGACGAUACAGAUGUGGAGUUCAUGUUAGACGAAGAAGAGAAGUUAAUGGGAAAUGGCAUGACACAAGAGGCGGGAAGAAGUAAGGAAGACCUUCGCAACGAGGAUACUAACUGCAAAGGAAAAAAUAUGAAAAAAAAAUAUUUUGUAUUUUCCAGCACGAGGAAAAAUAUGUUCAACUAUCAAGAUCUACAAGGAAGUCUAAUCGAAUUUAUUAACAAGUCAGGUGUUUUUUCGGACAUAUUUAAAAAUAAUGGAUACUUGGAUGCAAAGAGUAUUCCUAAAUUUGAUGAACUGAAAAAUACAUUAAUGCAGGUUAAGAGUGAGGAGGAUGUAUUUAGGAGUUUUCAGAAUUUUCUCGAAUUAUUUGACUACUUCUACCUGGACGAAAGGUUGAAAUAUUUUAUGAAUAUAGACUUGAAGAAAAAUUUUAAAAACUGUCGAAGUUUAUUAGACUUAGGAUACAUUCUGCUCAAGGUGGAUAGCUUCGCUAACAUCUUUAACAGUUUCAAGUUGAAGUGGAAUACGAGUACGCAUGAUGAAUGGAAAAAGAAGCUACUAAAAGGACUCGGUAUUUUCAACGAAUUUUAUGAUAUAAAAUGGGUAACAGAUUCAUAUACAAUUUACAGAUAUGAAGAAGAUAUGAUAGAAUCAGCUUAUCUGAUAGAUAAGGUUCUACAGAAUGGAAGCAACUUGCUCUUGUACACUAGCCUCAUGAAUAUGGUCGAUGAGAAGAGAUCCUUUUUGAAAAAUGGUAUGUACGAUGCGCAUUUAUUUAGCGAUAUUUUUAAAAAUAUCGAUAUAGAGAAUUUAAACAGAGAUGCUUUACUGUACGACUUUUGUUCAAACAAAAAUAUGUUGAAGGAGUACCUCUACCAUGAGAAUAACAAGAGAUUAAUGUGCAACAAUGACCCUGCUGACGUGAGAGACAGGUAUAAGAAUUAUAUAAGCGAGUGCUUUCUAAAUGGAGGCAACAUGAAAGGGUACGAGGACCACCACUACUCAGCGUACGAUACAUUGGAGGAGGCCAAUGUAGCGAAGGAAAGGAAGUCAAGAAAGUACCACACGUAUGAUAGGUCCUCCUACAGGGCCAACUCGAAGCAGUAUAUCCCUCUGUUCAAGAUUUCGAACGACAUUUAUAAUAGCGUGAACGAUUCGAGCAAGGGGCUUAAUCCUUCAGAGUUCACUCCAAAUGGGGCGACAAGCGGCGGAAUGAACGGUCAGACAAACGGUGCGGCAGGCACGGGUGCUAAUGCUAUUACCAUGUCUAGUACUGGAAGAGCCUCAAACAAUGAAAGCAAUGCACGGGAAGAAAUAACCCCAGAAGAUGCCCCGUACAGCAGCCCAUCCAACUUCUAUCAUAGUGGUAAUAACAACAGAAAUGAAUUUAUGCACAGCGGAGAUGACGUGAACGCGGAGCACAGCAUGACAAAACAGAGUUCGAUGAGCUCUAUCAAGGUAGACAUAGGAGAUGGAGAAGAUAAUCAUCAAGUGAGUAAUAGCAAUGCAACGUGUAAUAGAAAAAAGAGCCAAUUCCUGUAUGGAAAGCAGUUGAGAAAUGCCCUCUUCAUUUUGCAGGGGAAUUGCGAAGAGGAGAACAAUAAUGCCAACCCUUUGAAGGAGCAUUUUCCACAUGAAGUUUCCAAAAUGGGUAGUCAUAAGAAGGGGAGAAAUACGAAUGAUUUGAUCACUGAGGAGGAUCGAGAAAAUUCAAUACAUUGCCAUUUUAGUAGAAACAAAAAUGAAAUGGCAAGAAAUUAUAUCGAUGAAAAUAAUCACUUUAACAAAAUAAACAACAGAUAUGGUAAGAACAAAAAACGUUCUAUGUUGAACAGUGUCUCGAAGAAACAUAACUGGAACAUUUCCACUGCAUCUGGUCAUUACUAUAUGAAGAAUUCUUUGGAUGGAAGUAUCCACCCCGAUGGGUAUAACGAUGAAAAGGAAAUAGUGGAUGAUGAAUAUGAUAUGAUGUGUGAGUUGCAAUUUAUAUCCAAACCAUGUGAUCAUGACAUGAUAAGGGAAAAAUGCAACAGAAUUUGGCCGCAUACACUUGACACCUAUGUCUUACAUAUAUACGACCUGAUAAGUAGCUACAUGGAUUCUCCAGAAAAAAUAAGUUUAUUUGUAUACCACGCAUUUGAUAUGGAAAAAAUAAGGAAAAAAUUGCCAAGUAAAAAUUCACAAUUGUGGAAGAGAAUAAACAUGUCCUUGGAUGACUUCAUUGAGGAAAUAAAAAAGGUUCAUAAUUUUACCAUGAGAAUUGUAUACCAAAGUAAUUACAAAAUAUAUGGAAUGUUUCCUCCGAAUUUCAAAAAAUAUUUUGUGCUUUCGGAUGAAUGUGUAAGAUAUAUAGCCAAAAAUAAAAUGGUUAUGACUGUGGAUUUUUACAAAAGCAACAUAUACGAAAAGAAUAAGCACCUGUUUUUGAAAAUUAUUCAAGAUCGUAUCACUUUGUUGAAUAAGUUUAAUACGUACUUUGAGAGUUGUCUACCCAUUACAGCUGUAUUAUUUAACAAGCCGGUUAUUCAUCUGGAGGAGCAUGGAUUGCGCACCUUGGAAUGUCCUUUAUGUUUUUUCGCGGGCGAGGAUAAGUUUCUACCGUGGAGUUCCGUGAAGGUGAAAAAUGGAGGAACGGGAAGGGCAGACAGCUACUUAAUGUCGCAUGUGAGAACCAGCCCUGAUAGCAUCGAGACUAGGAACGAUUCUCAAGUGAUUGACCGUGCAGGAAGUGACAAUGUAGAAAGUGCCAACUCGUGUGUAAGAAUGUGUAAGAGAAAGGAUCUGUGUGAAGAUCCCACCAGACUGAACGAUCAGAGUGACACCAAAGAGGGCGUCACUAGCGCAGCGUCAAAAGUAGAACAAGGUGGAAAGAACAAAUGGAACAAUUUGGCCGUUGCCAAGUGCGAGAAAAAUGAUCAUAAUAACAGCUAUUCCAAUGAAAAAAAUAAUUCCAUCAUAGAGGAAGGGGAAUUGAUAUACAAAAAUGGCCCCUCGAAGAGAAAAGGAGAGUGCAGAAACAUUAGCGUGGAUAAUGAGUUUGUUAGGGCCAAUUCUGAAAAAUUUCAGAAGGGUAACGGAAAUGGAAACUUCUGUACUAGUGGAGAGAGCGAAAAGGAAGCUGAAGAGGAAUCAAUAGCAGACUGCAUAAGGCACUGUAAAAAUGGUUACACUUCCAAUAAAAUGGUUUUAGCGAUGGGUUCUUCGGAUUUGCCCGUACAGUUGUCCUCUUACCUGUUUGUUAAAAAGUUGCUUAAACAUGACACAUGCUUAAAAUUGUGGAAGGAGUGUUUGAAAAAUAUUACCUCCCCCAACUCGGAGAAAUCCAAUUUAACGCUCAGAAUAGACAGAGGCAUGGCUGCAACUGCGAAAAAUAUUGCACACACAAUGUGGUACCAAAGCACAUACUCUUUGCUAAACAUAGAUACCCAUAAAUUAAGAGGAAAGCCAAGGGAUAGACCAUUCAUGGUGGUAUUUAUUGGAGAAGGAGCAACGGAUUUUGGAGGUCCAUUUCAUGAAUUCCUUUCUUCCAUUUCGAGAGAAGUUAUGGGAAAAUUGUCAGACUCCCCUGAUAAAAGUUUACCCAUAUUUCCUCUGUGCAUUCCGUGCCCUAACUACACUCAAGCAAUGGGAGGGCGCCAAGACACCGUUAUCAUUAAUCCUAGAAUUAACUCCUACCAUGUUAAAGAAACUGAUUAUGUUGGAGAAAUAGAGCUGAUUGAUAAUUUGGAAAAUUUUAGGUGGCAGAUACUACACAUAUACAGUUCGAUAAAAAAUAUGAAGAAGAAAUUACACAAAUCGCACAGCAGUAUGUACCAGGGGGGUUAUAAAUCGAAAGAAAGAAAUGAUUCUUUGGAUGAGGAGGAAGGACAAAAUGAGGAAGAUCAGAACCUGUAUGAUGAAGACUCCUCGGGGGGUAAGACAGACUCUAGAAAAAGGUUCACCGAUAAGGAGGAAGGUAGUCAUGGUGGAGACACUGGCAGACAUAAGAAUAAUAGUUCCCAAAGUUUUAACAGAAAUGCAAAUGGGAUCCAGGAAGGGGGCACCUCUUCUGCUCCUCCACCACCACCAUCACCACACAGCGUGCGAAAUGAAGAGGGGAAUAGCAAUGUUGACAAUUACCAUUGUAAGUGUUCUACAGGGGAACAUGCGGAGAAUACUAGGCUCAGCAGUGGAGGUGGAAGUUCAGAGGGUAAAGAAAACAACAACAGUGAGGAGUUGCCCGGAGAUAGGCUUACUGUAGAUGGGGGAGAGAAGGUAACCAAUUGUGGUGUCAGGAACAAUGAUAAAAUGUACCUCUUUGGCACAAAAAAAUCCGUUACAUUCGAAAAAAUUGAACAAGACAAUAAGAUGGACUUACAUGUGGAAAAUAGAGGCGACCAAAGUGAGUCAUACGAAAAUUCUGGAUACGACAGCGACGUGCUUGAAAUUAUGAACAACAUAUCUCUGAAGACGAGACAUGAUUUCCUGAACAAAAUAUUAAACAAAAAAAAAAAGGAAAAUGACGAAAAAAUCAUAGCUAGCCAAAUGAACCAGAAAAAUAUGCACUCGGAUAGUUUUAAAAAGAAUUGCAAAGAUAGCAAAGGUAAUAAAAAAUGUAAUGAUUUGAGGAAAAAACAUAUGAACAUAGAGUAUGAUGAGAAAACUAUGAGCGCAAUGGAAUUAGCCAUGUAUGAAUCAUUAGGUCGAAUUAUGGGGAUGUGCAUAUGCAUAGCAUCGGCUUUAAAUAUAUGUUUCAAUCCAAUAAUUUGGAAGAAGAUAUGUGGAGCUCCACUAGAACUGCAGGACUUAUGUGAUUACGAUUUCGUCGCUGUGGAAAUGCUGAAAACGCUGAAAAUGGUAAACUGCGAAAGGUCCAAUGGAUGGAACAUAGAAUUGAAGCAAUCCCUAGGAGAUAUCACCUUCAUAACGGAAGACUCUGGAGGAAAUUCCAUCGAGUUGAUAAAAAAUGGAGCCAACAUACCAAUUAAUUUUGACAAUUUAGAAUUGUUUAUCCGGUUAAUGACUAGAUGUAAAAUGAAUGAAUCAUCCAAAGGGUUGAGAUAUUUACUUAAAGGAUUCAGUUCUGUGAUUCCUUUGGGUAGACUAAGGUUGUUAUAUGAAUAUACCACUGUGGAGCACAUGGUUUGUGGUGAAAGAGAAAUAAACCUGGACGUUUUAAAAGCGCAUACUUGGUCGAAUGAUUUGAAAAUAAAGGAUAAGCUUUUUGCAGUACUGGAAGAAUUUACAAAUGAGCAGUUGCAAUCAUUUCUAAGAUUUGUUUCAGGACGAUCAAGGCUGCCCACGACAAAGAAUGACUGGUAUAUGAUUAUAGAUGUUGACAACCCUAAUAACAGUAUGAGCCAAACGGACCAAAGAUUACCCACCGCCGUUACGUGCGGCUUUCGCUUAUUGUUGCCUCAGUAUUCUAGUUUGGAAAUUCUGAAGGAGAGGCUCCUCUACGCUAUUAAGAACUGCACGGCCAUUGACUUGGACGCGUACGUUGUGCAUGACCAGAUGCAGCUCAUGUACGGGGAGUGA